AUGAUUAUAUAUUUUGUAUUAUUAUCCAAGUUGUAUGGUGCACACGGGACAUUCUAUUUUACUUCACAUUCAUCUGGUGAACACAUCAUUUGCUUAGAAUCUAAUUCUACACAGUUUGUGUCAUUUGGAGGGAGUAAGUUGCGCAUCCACUUAGAUAUUCGAGUUGGAGAACAUGACCUCGAUGCAGCUAUUGUUCAAGCAAAGGACAAAGUUAAUGAAGUAACCUUCAAGCUUCAACAUCUAAUUGAACAAAUGGAGCAAAUACUCAAAGAACAAGACUAUCAAAGGGACCGUGAGGAAAAUUUCCGUAUAACCAGUGAAGAUACCAAUAGAAAUGUUUUAUGGUGGGCUUUUGCACAAAUAUUAAUCUUUAUCUCAGUUGGAAUUUUUCAAAUGAAGCACCUUAAAGAUUUCUUCAUAGCAAAGAAGCUUGUUUAAAAUACUUUACGUGAAAGCAAAUAAUUUGUACAAUGUUUGAGUUAAUAAAACAAAAUACAUGCA
Molecule: messenger RNA, 501 nt
Organism: Grammomys surdaster
Lineage: Eukaryota; Metazoa; Chordata; Mammalia; Rodentia; Muridae
Product: transmembrane emp24 domain-containing protein 11
Exons: 4
Coding region: 1-438 (145 amino acids)
Biological process (GO): endoplasmic reticulum to Golgi vesicle-mediated transport; Golgi organization; intracellular protein transport
Cellular component (GO): endoplasmic reticulum; endoplasmic reticulum-Golgi intermediate compartment; Golgi apparatus
Source: RefSeq, a predicted model, not a curated record